CACCUGCAUCAAGGGAGGGGAAGGUAGCCACACUCAAUCCAGUCCGAGGAUCAGCUCCCAAGCCCAUUCUCCUUCAUCCAAACUUCCACACCGAGCCCCUCCACCUGCUCACCCAGAAGUCCGGGAGCCCCCCACCCCCACCACACACACGCACACAUCGCUUUGAGCUGAGCUCCAUCUCUUCAAGAUGUCCAAGGUAGCCAAGUACCGCAGGCAGGUGAGCGAAGACCCUGAUAUUGACAGCUUGUUGUCUACGCUGUCUCCAGAGGAGAUGGAGGAGCUGGAGAAGGAGCUGGAUGUGGUGGAUCCAGAUGGGAGUAUUCCUGUGGGGCUCCGGCAGAGGAACCAGACUGACAAGCAGUCCACAGGCUUGUACAACCGUGAAGCCAUGCUCAAUUUUUGUGAGAAGGAGACCAAGAAACUUAUCCAGAGGGAGAUGUCAAUAGAUGAAAGCAGGCAAGUGGAGACCAAGACAGAUGCCAAGAAUGUAGACGAGAAGGGCAGGGAUGCUGGUAAAAAAGCACUUGGUUCCAAACGGGACUCAGAGCUGGGAAAAGAGAAGGACAGUCCAAAGAUAAGCCGACAAAGAGAGAAAGAUGAAGCAGACAGCAAAAGCAAAGAAAAGCUGAAGGGUGACAAAAUCUUGAGGGGCAUAGACAAGGGCAGGGUCAAGGCUGCUGUGGACAAGAAAGAGACAGGGAAGGAUGGGAGAGGAGAAGAAAAAACAGUGGCAGUGAAGAAAGAGGAUGAGAAGAAAGGGAUUGAAAAGAGCCGAAGUAUGAACAAAGAUAAGGAGAAGAAGGGAGAGAACAAGAGUGAGGCAGAGAAAAAAAAGGAGGAAGAGAAAGUGAAGACAGAGAGUGGCAAAGAGGAAGCCAAAAAGGAAGAUGGGAGAGUUAAGAAGGGGGAGCCUACCACCCCAAAGGAGCCUAAGGAUGAUGCCAAGGCCAAGAAUGUUAAGGCCCCAGAGUCUGAGAAGCCCACGCCCAGUAGUCCUGCCAAGACCCCAGAGACUCCAGCCAAGGCAGAAGAAGAAGCAGCCCCAAGCAUAUUUGAUGAACCUCUGGAAAAGGUGAAGAAUAAUGACCCAGAGAUGACAGAGGUAAAUGUCAAUAACUCAGACUGCAUCACAAAUGAGAUUCUGGUCAAAUUCACUGAGGCACUGGAAUUCAACACUGUGGUCAAGGUGUUUGCCUUAGCCAACACUCGGGCAGACGACCACGUGGCUUUUGCCAUUGCUAUCAUGCUCAAGGCCAACAAGACCAUCACCAGCGUCAACCUGGACUCAAAUCACAUCACUGGCAAAGGCAUCCUCGCCAUUUUCCGGGCUCUGCUCCAGAACAACACACUGACAGAGCUUCGCUUCCACAAUCAAAGACAUAUCUGUGGGGGCAAGACGGAAAUGGAGAUAGCCAAGCUCCUUAAGGAGAACACCACACUGCUCAAGCUGGGCUAUCACUUUGAGCUGGCUGGGCCCCGGAUGACUGUCACCAAUCUGCUAAGCCGUAAUAUGGACAAACAGAGGCAGAAGAGGCUGCAGGAGCAGAAGCAGGCACAGGGUGGGGGUGGGGAGAAGAAGGACCAGCUGACAGUGCCCAAGAUUGGGGCCCUGCCCAAAGGCUCCCCUAAGCCAUCACCACAGCCCUCCCCAAAGCCCUCCCCGAAGAAUUCCCCCCAAAAGGGUGGCACGCCUGCUGCCCCACCCCCACCCCCACCUCCCCUGGCUCCACCCCUCCUUCCAGAGAACCUGAGGAAUUCCCUUUCUCCAGCCACCCAAAGGAAGAUGGGUGAUAAGGUCCUCCCAGCACAAGAGAAGAACUCCCGGGACCAACUGCUAGCUGCCAUACGUUCCAGCAAUCUCAAGCAGCUCAAGAAGGUGGAAGUACCCAAACUGCUUCAGUAGGACGAGGGGCCUGGGAACACUGUCUGCCCAUCCCAGAACUGUGCUCAUACCAAGCCUCCCAGAAUGAUGCAGACCUCCCCCAACUUCAGCUUACUGCUGUGGAGGGACCUACUCUGUGAAGGGAAUCCCAGGAGAGAGGCCAAGGACCCUGAAGUCUGGGCCAUAUUCAAGGAAAGACACCUCCUUUAACCUCACCUUUCUUUUCUUGUCUUUGAGAUGCUCCAAGGAUUUCUUUCCCUAGGAAAGUUUUGGACUAUGAGAGCCCACCUAGUGUGCCACUCAGAAGGUGGUACUGUUCCUGGGUGCCAUGCUCCCAGUUAGCCAUGGAAGACCUAGAGAGAUGCCUGGCAAGGACCACAUGACUCUUCUCCAUUUCCUCCCAAUACUUGCUGCUCCUGUGGCUGGGAUUCGGCUCUCCGAGGAGCCCAGGAGGCACAGUUGAUGGGGUUGGUGGUUCUCUGAAUGUGGUACUGCCAGGAGAAGGGAGAUGGCUUGGUAUGGAAGGGUAGAGGUGUACAGAAGGCAAAAAGGAAUCAUAUUUGUUUGGACUGCACAUAAUUGGGAGGAAUUUGGGGUUUUCAGAAAGAGAUAAGAGUGAGAUAGGGAGCCACCCCCAAAUCCAUGGAUCCAGGAAAGCAGCAUGCUGCCCCUAGUGCUCCUAGAAUGUGCCUGGGUUGAUUGAAAAGGAAGUCAGGGGAACAGCAGUAUUCUGGAUUAACUCUUCAGGGGCUGUGGUGGAGUGGAAGGGGAAGGGGUUGGCUGCUGGGCAAGAAUGAGAGAGGGGCACACCCAGAAUGACAGUUGGUCAUACCAGAUACCAACAGACAUUUCCCUCACAUCUGCCAGCUACUGUAUAGAAUAGCCAUGUAUCUGUUUUUCUUUUCCAUAAGAUUUUGAUAAUAUAUACAAACCUUUAGCUGCCUAA
Molecule: messenger RNA, 2828 nt
Organism: Trichosurus vulpecula (common brushtail)
Lineage: Eukaryota; Metazoa; Chordata; Mammalia; Diprotodontia; Phalangeridae
Gene: LMOD1
Product: leiomodin 1
Exons: 3
Coding region: 188-1903 (571 amino acids)
Biological process (GO): pointed-end actin filament capping; muscle contraction; myofibril assembly
Cellular component (GO): striated muscle thin filament; myofibril
Molecular function (GO): tropomyosin binding; actin binding
Source: RefSeq, a predicted model, not a curated record